AUGUCCGCCAGAGCUACCAAAGAAGCAACCGCCACCGAUGUUUCUUCUUCUGAUCCAAUCGUCUCUGAUACAAUUACUUCUGCCCUAGAACAACUACAAUUGGAUGUAAUGGAAGAACAACCAGGAAAAGUGGUGGCUGAACAAAUGCACGUCAACAAUAAUCCAUCAAGCUCUACAUUGCCUUUAAACCCUUCUCCUUCUAACCCGUUCCCUCCUCCACAUAUGAUGAACGUUGGAUUUGUGCCAUAUUCACAAAUGAUGCAGCAUCCUCCUCAACAUGGUCCAGGUUUGUUCCCACAUCCAGAUUUGCAGGAUUCAUCUUUAUCACAUGUUGGCCCAAUUAUGUUCAAUAAUUCAAAUGAUUCUUCAUUAUUUCCAAGUGGGUCUUUAGCUAGCAUUCCUUCCUUUAUUCCGGAAUCUCACAUGAUUCCAAACGAUCCAUUAUGGUCAGCGACAAACCAACCUGGUGCAUCGUCUAUUGCAAUUGAGGAAUCCGGAACUUUAGGCGAUGGACUUCCUAAGCCAAAGGGCCCUGGUGCAGCCACAAUUUCUUCAAGAAGACAAACUUUCCAUGCCAUUUCUACUCAUGAUCUGAUUGAUGCAACUAAUGAAAAAACAGCUGUAGUUAACCCUCCACCAACAUUGGAAAAUGAAACAGCAGUUCCCGUCUCUGUACCAUCUACUACCUCUUCAAAUCCUAAGACAAGGACUCAAUCGAUCUCAUUUGAGAAAACUGUCGGACAUCCUCAGUUCUUCCCAGCUACAACUAAAGUGAAAGGUAUUGAAGCUAAAACCUCUGACAAAGGUAUCAAUAAAUUUGGAACCGUAGACAAUACAUAUGCCGCUUAUCCCUACGGUGGUCCCUUAGCUCAACCAAAUCCAAUGUUACAUAAGCAUCAUGCACCUAUGGGGUCAACUCCUCCAUUUCCUUCCGCAUUUCCAGGCAAUUAUGAUUUCAAUGCACCAUUCCAUUCUUUCUCUCCUGUUAUGGGUAAUAUGAACCCUCAUGCUUUACAUCCACAAUCUCAUAUCCCAAUGCCUCAUUCGCCAAUUCUAAUGCAUGGUCCAAUGAUGGAUGGUAAGCACAAGGGAGAGCCGAUGUUAAACAGUAAUAAUCCAAUGAAUUCGCCUCUUCCACCUCAUCAACAUUUCCCAAUGAUGCAACAUACUCCUAAUGGUACUCCACCUCCUCCAUGGUUAUACGGAACUCCACCACCUUUCAACCAUAUGGGCCCACCUCCUCCACACGGUAUGCACGUUCCUGGUGGUCGUGGUCACCUUGUAUCUGGUGGUCGCGGUAAUAACAGAGGAGGAAAGCAUACGAGUGGUCGUAAUAGAAAUAGUAAACAUGGGUUUAAUAACCAUCAUCAUCAUCAUCACAAUAAUAAUACUAACGUUGAUGCCAAUAACCAACGUAAACUCGAAGAAAUGUCACGUUACGCCGAUGCAACAUUAGACCAAUUUGCUGGUAAUAUUUAUUCAUUAUGUAAGGACCAACAUGGUUGUCGUUUCUUACAAAAACAAUUGGAUAUAUUAGGCACGGAAGCAGCUGAUAAGAUUUUCGAAGAAACUAAAUACCACACCAUCGAGCUAAUGACUGAUUCCUUUGGUAAUUAUUUAAUCCAAAAAUUAAUUGAAAGAGUUUCUACCGAACAAAGAACGGAAUUGGCUAAAAUUGCAAGUCCACAAUUCGUGGAAAUUGCCUUGGAUCCUCACGGUACAAGAGCGUUACAAAAGUUGAUUGAAUGUAUUGAUACUGAUGAUGAAGCCAAGAUUAUUGUAGCCUCAUUAAGUGGCUCUAUAGUCCAGUUAAGUAAGGAUUUGAAUGGUAACCAUGUUGUCCAAAAAUGUUUACAAAAAUUACAUCCAAAGGAUUUCCAAUUCAUUUUUGAUGCUACUUGCCAGAAUUCGGUCGAUAUUGCAACUCACAGACAUGGUUGUUGUGUUUUACAACGUUGUUUCGAUCAUGGGACAAAAGAACAAUGUGAGACGUUAUGCGACGAGCUUUUGAAACAUGUUGAUAAGUUGACCCUGGACCCAUUUGGUAAUUACGUCGUUCAAUAUAUCAUUACUAAGGAAACUGAAAAAGAUAAGUUUGAUUACACACAUAAAAUAGUCCAUUUAUUGAAACCAAAAAUCGCUGAAUUAUCAGUCCAUAAAUUCGGAUCAAAUGUCAUUGAAAAAUUGUUAAGAACACCAGUUGCCACUGAGAACAUGAUCUUAGAAUUGCUGAACCACAAAGCAGAUAUACCAAACUUGUUGAAUGAUAGUUAUGGUAAUUACGUUUUGCAAACUGCGUUAGACAUCUCUUACGAACAUAACACAUAUUUGUACAAUAAACUAUCAAGCAUCGUUGCUCCUUUAUUGGUUGGGCCAAUUAGAAACACUCCACAUGGUAAGAGGAUUAUGAAUAUCUUACAUAUUGAAUAA
This is a messenger RNA of Naumovozyma dairenensis CBS 421, 2430 nucleotides long. RefSeq names its product Puf4p (gene PUF4). The coding region runs from base 1 to 2430 and encodes 809 amino acids. NCBI's taxonomy places the organism in Eukaryota, Fungi, Ascomycota, Saccharomycetes, Saccharomycetales, Saccharomycetaceae. Gene Ontology annotation, biological process: post-transcriptional regulation of gene expression. The record is from RefSeq and is a predicted model, not a curated record. Gene Ontology annotation, cellular component: cytoplasm. The transcript has a single exon. Gene Ontology annotation, molecular function: mRNA binding.